Messenger RNA from Dromaius novaehollandiae (emu), 3060 nucleotides. RefSeq names its product LIM homeobox 6 (gene LHX6). Gene Ontology annotation, biological process: neuron differentiation; regulation of transcription by RNA polymerase II; forebrain neuron development. The record is from RefSeq and is a predicted model, not a curated record. The coding region runs from base 1 to 1089 and encodes 362 amino acids. The transcript is spliced from 9 exons. Gene Ontology annotation, molecular function: DNA-binding transcription factor activity, RNA polymerase II-specific; RNA polymerase II transcription regulatory region sequence-specific DNA binding. Gene Ontology annotation, cellular component: nucleus. NCBI's taxonomy places the organism in Eukaryota, Metazoa, Chordata, Aves, Casuariiformes, Dromaiidae.
AUGCCGCCGGAGCCGCUGCCCAAGGCGAGCGCCCGCUGCCUCGACCCGCCCGGCCGCGCCAUGUCGCAGCCCGACGCGGAGCCGCUGCCCGGCGCCCCGGACCGCGAGGACGCCCGCUCGGCGCCCAGCACGCCCUCCACGCCGUCCGCGUGCUCGCCGCCCUCCUCCUCCGCCGCCUCCACGCCGCCGGCCGGCAAGAACGUGUGCUCCAGCUGCGGGCUGGAGAUCCUCGACCGGUACCUGCUGCAGGUGAACAACCUCACCUGGCACGUCCGCUGCCUGGAGUGCUCCGUGUGCCGCGCCUCGCUGCGCCAGCAGCACAGCUGCUACAUCAAGAACAAGGAGAUCUUCUGCAAGGUGGACUACUUCAGCCGCUUCGGUACCAAGUGCGCCCGCUGCGGCCGGCAGAUCUACGCCAGCGACUGGGUGCGGCGGGCCCGCGGCAACGCCUACCACCUCGCCUGCUUCGCCUGCUUCUCCUGCAAGCGGCAGCUCUCCACGGGCGAGGAGUUCGGCCUCGUGGAGGAGAAGGUGCUGUGCCGCAUCCACUACGACACCAUGAUCGAGAACCUCAAGCGAGCGGCGGAAAACGGCAACGGGCUCACGCUGGAGGGGGCCGUGCCCUCGGAGCAGGACAGCCAGCCCAAGCCCGCCAAGAGGGCCCGCACCUCCUUCACCGCCGAGCAGCUGCAGGUCAUGCAGGCGCAGUUCGCUCAGGACAACAACCCCGACGCCCAGACGCUGCAGAAACUCGCCGACAUGACGGGGCUGAGCCGCAGGGUCAUCCAGGUUUGGUUUCAAAACUGCCGAGCGCGCCAUAAAAAACACACGCCGCAGCACACGGUGCCGCCCUCCGGAGCCCCCCCGUCCCGCCUCCCCGCCUCGCUGCCCGACGACAUCCACUACUCCCCGUUCAGCAGCCCGGAGAGGGCCCGGAUGGUCACCCUGCACGGCUACAUAGAAAGUCAGGUACAGUGCGGCCAAGUGCACUGCCGGCUGCCCUACACCGCGCCGCCCGUGCACCUCAAGGCAGACAUGGAAGGACCGCUACCCAACAGGGGGGAGAAGGUCAUCCUCUUUCAGUACUGACUGCGCGAGCCCCUCCUCACCCGUCCACGGCGCUACCAGCACCACUGCCCCUCGGUCGCUGAAAUGCAGUGUCCCGCCCGAGGCAGCUGUGAUCCCUCAUGCAGGAGAAACUCAGAUCCAGCGUUCUCGGUUGUUUCCAUUGACCAGCAUCUAACAUCCACUGUUAUUUCUCCAGCAACACUGUGUGUGUGUGUGUCGAGUGCACAGUUACAUUUUUCACUUGUUUCUUGUGGACUUGUAGAGUGACAGUGAGUCUCUCCAAGGCAGUGCCAGACGCAGUCAAAAUUAGUGACUCUGCUGUGCUUACAAUCUUGCUUCUGAAAUCGUGGGAAUAUGAACGAAACAGUAAAUCCGAGUCACGGGGGUUCGAUGACCGCCUAUCAGUACAAAGAGAGGAGGAAUUCCCGUGGUUUGGCCUGAUUCUCUUUUGCACCAGUGAAGCGCUGCUGGUCCCAGGACACCCCUCCUCGCUGACACUCGCGUGGGUGAGAGCUGAAGUGGGCUCUUUGGCUCAGCCGCUUGACACCUAUACAGACCUUCCUGAGCCAAACGCCUUGGUAGCUGUGACUCCACUAAGUGGAAACCGCGAAGCCCGCUGGAAAUAGGCAGUUUCUUUUCCUCCUCAAAGUGCUUUAGAACCACAUGUCCUUUGCUGGCUCUGCAAGGUAAGUAAACCUUAGGGUUUCCCCCCAUUUUGUUGGAGGGGAAACUGAGAUGUCCUGGACUGAAGGGGGCAGUGGGGCUUGGUGGCAGAGCCAGGCUUAGCACUCUGACGGUUUUGAUUGCCAACUCGUUCUCAGAGCACUGAAUAUAUCUCUUGUCUCACAGCCAUCUGCCAAAUCCUCAUUUUUUUAUUCUUAUAUCUUAUUAACAAACUACUUUAUUUCUUUGGAUUCGUAUUGGAUCAUGAAUGGGUGAUUGCAGAACGCACCUACACAAACCUCUUAGCCGCGCAGUGCCCCGGGACUGGGGCGUCCUGAGUGGGGGCUGGCCGUAACGCGUAGAAACGCUGUGCUCUGCUAUGGCCCCUGCAAGGGGGCUCCAGCAACGAGUUCAGUCGGGGAAAACAGCCGGGUAGAAAUCCGAGACCAGUUAAGAAAGUGGAAACGACAGUGCCUGUAAGGCCGGCAGGAGCAGUCGCUAGCCGAGCGCACAGCAACGCGAUGGCGUGUCCUCUCACCGGCAGCGUUGCCUGCUUACCUCUGCCCUCGUGGUGCUCUCCGUUGCUGGCGUCUCGCUGCCGCUGCUGCCAAGCCCUCGGCUGCCGGCGCAGCCAGCACGCCUGCUCUCGCAGGAGAGGCGGCGCGGGGCUCACCUCGGAGGCUGCCUCGCUGCGGCAACAAAGGAAGUACUCAGCGCUCUGGCUCCCGAUCAGGAAAAAAGCUCUGAAAUGAUACUUCAUUGACGGUAAUAACAAAAAGUAAACAACUAACAUUUGCCAGCCCUUCUCAGUUUGCACCAAGCCAAGAUUAGGUCUGUAACAAAACCCCUCUCCGUGUAAGCACACCGGUCUCUCUCGCUGCUCCAUCCCGGCCAGGCAGCGUUUCCAAGAAUGCGAAAGCCUACUAUGAGCCGCAAUUAAUGUGUGAUGGGACCGAGCUGUGCCCGAGGAACAGAAGACAGGAAUCCAUCAGUUACGUAACUUGUUUUUAAUUCGAACUGUAGAUACAUGUGUUUUUCUCUCCGGGAGAUCCUGGAUCCAUCUCCGGCGUCGGCCGGGUGCGCAGCCGUCCCGCCGGUUCAGCCGGGCAGUGCUGCAAACGCGGAGAGCCCUUCCCCGGCUGCGCCUGCGGUGCCGCGCGGCACAGCUGGGUGACGAGCUGCUCCCGCCGAGCGCGGGCCACUGCCACCGCGGCGCUGGCUGCAGGGAGGGCUGGGGGUCUGCCCCGGUGCCACCACGAGCUCGCCAGCUGAGAAGUAACUGAAUGCAUUGCGCAUAUAAAUAUAUAUGUGUGUGUGUGUGUGUGUGUG